GAGCAAUUACUGACCUUAAAAUACAAGUUUAGACGAGAUUUUUCUAAGGCAUUGAUGUCCAGGGACUUGCAUCUGAUCACAAAAAAAUCUCAUCACAGAAUCAUUUCACUUUACAAACCUCAUCUGAGGUCUACAGAAUGAUGGCGUCUGUUUCAGAGCACCUCGUGAACUCACUAUAUGAGCUGGAAAAAGCUGAACUGAAAAAGUUUCAAUGGUACCUGAAGAAACGUGAUGAUAUUUCAGCUUCUGAAUUGGAGAAUGCAGAUGUCUUAGAUACUGUAGAUAAGAUGGAGAAAUGUUACAGACCAGAAGGAGCAGUGAAGAUCACACUGAACAUACUGAAGAAGAUGAACCAAAAUGAUCUGGCUGAACGUUUAGAGAACAAAUACAAGGAAGUUGCAGUUGACAGUAAAGCUGCUGAUGGUUAUUACACUGAGCUCAGCAACAGACUGAAGACGUUCUUGAAACAGGUAUAUGUGCGGAUACUGGACGGUAAUUCACAGACUGGCCAUCAGAAAUACCUAAAUGAUAUUUUCACUGAUCUCUUCAUAGUGGAGAAUGAGACUGGUGGAGCAAUAAGUGAGCACGAAGUGAGACAGAUUGAAUUAACUCUCAACCGAAGAGCUGCUGAGGACUUGCCAAUCAAAUGCAAUGACAUCUUUAAGCUCCAGGGUGAUCGACGAAACAGAAAAGUGCUGACGAUGGGCAUCGCUGGUGUGGGAAAAACUGUCUCGGUCAAUAAAUUCAUUCUUGACUGGGCUGAAGGAAAGGAAAAUCAGGAAAUCAACUUCAUUUUCCCUUUUCCCUUCCGUCAGCUGAAUUUGAUUGAAGAGGACUGCAGUCUAAUGGAACUGAUUCACAAACACUUUAGUUGCGUUAAACAACUGCUAUCAUUACCUGAAGAGGAUGGUAAGGUCAUGUUCAUCUUUGAUGGCCUGGAUGAGUUUAGAUACACUUUGAGCUUUGAUGAUAAUAAGAGAUUGACAGAUGUUCAUGAACAAUCAAAAGUGGGUGUCAUAGUUACAAACCUGAUCGAGAAAAAUCUGCUUCCUUCUUCUCUCAUCUGGAUCACCUCCAGACCAGCAGCAGCCAAUAAGAUCCCUCGAGAUUACAUUGACCAGGUGACAGAGGUCCGAGGAUUUAACGAUGAGCAGAAAGAAAAAUACUUCACCAAAAACAGCAACCCUGAUGUGGCAGAGAAAAUCAUCUCACACAUGAAAAAAUCCAGGAGUCUUUACAUCAUGUGUCAAAUUCCUGUCUUCUGCUGGAUCUCUCUCAGCGUUCUUCAGCCUCUGCUGGAUCAAGAGGAUCAUGACAAAAUUCCCACAACCCUCACAGGAAUGUAUAUAUACUUCCUAAUUUCUCUAAUGCAACACAUGACAAAAAAAUACUGUGGUGGUCAUAAGUCUUUUGAGUAUGCUGUGUUAAAGCUUGGUAAACUGGCCUUUAAACAGCUUCAAAAAGGACACUUGAUUUUUUAUGAAGAAGAUCUUAAAAAAUGUGGGCUGGAUGUCAAAGACGGUUUGGUUUACUCUGGUUUAUGCACUCAGAUUUUUCAAACAGAAAAGCCAUUUUCUGGUAAAAAUGUCUACAGCUUUGUCCAUCUUAGCGUUCAGGAAUUCCUCGCUGCCCUCUAUGUGAUCAUCAUUUACAAAGACAAAAAGAAAAAUCCAUUUCAUCUCUCUCGAAGAAAAAAACUGAGAAGAAAAUUUGUCAAAAAUCCACUAUUUGAGCUUCAUAAGAGUGCAAUUGAAAAUGCUCUUCGGAGCAAGGAUGGACACUUGGACCUUCUCCUUCGGUUUCUCAUGGGUCUCUCGUUGGAGUCCAAUCAGAAUGAGCUAAAGGAAUUUCUGCCCACAUUCAAGAUUACGACUAAAAACAUAAAAGACACAGCUAAAUAUAUCAGAAAAAAAAUUGAGAAAGCAGAAUCACCGGAAAAGAGCAUCAAUCUCUUCUACUGUUUGAAUGAACUGAAAGAUGAUUCACUGAUCACAGAAAUACAGAAGUAUCUGAAUAAAGGAGAUCUUGCAGAACAUCAUCUCUCUUCCACUCAGUGGUCUGCUCUGGUGUUUGUGCUGCUGAUGUCAGAAGAGACUCAAGAGUCGUUUGACCUUCAGAAAUACAGAAGAUCUGAUGAUGCUCUGAUUCGACUUCUGCCAGUGAUUAAACACACUAGAAGAGCUCUUCUACAAAGCUGUAAUAUCAAUGGUAAGUGUUGUGAAAGUUUGUGUUCAGCUCUUCAAUCCUCAAACUCCUCUGUGAGAGAUCUGGACUUGAGUAACAAUGACCUGCAGGAUUCAGGAGUGAAGCUCAUCUCUGAUGCUCUCAAGAGUCCAGACUGUAAACUACACACACUGAGAUUGUCCAUCUGUAACCUUACUGUUGAGUGUUGUAAAAGUUUGUCAUCUUGUCUACAAUCAUCAUGGUGUCUCCUGAGAGAUCUGGACUUGAGUAACAAUGACCUGCAGGAUUCAGGAGUGAAGCUCAUCGCUGAUGCUCUCAAGAGUCCAGACUGUAAACUAGAGAUACUGAGAUUGUCCUGUUGUCAUCUGACUGGUGAGUGUUGUGAAAGUUUAUCUUCAUCUCUAAAUACCUCAACGGGUCUCCUGAGAGAUCUGGACUUGAGUAACAAUGACCUGCAGGAUUCAGGAGUGAAGCUCAUCUCUGAUGCUCUCAAGAGUCAAGACUGUAAACUAGAGAUACUGAGAUUAUCAGGUUGUAUGGUGACAGAUGAAGGUUGUUGUUAUUUGGCUUCAGCUCUGAGUUCAAACCCAUCAUCACACCUGAGAGAGCUGGAUCUGAGCUACAAUCACCCACAACACUCAGGACGCCAGAUGCUCUCUCAGAGACUCAGUGAUACAAAAUCUACACUCUACAAACUCAAUUUGGAUCAUGGAGGAGAGUUCAGAAUUUCAGCAGGACUACACAAGUAUGCCUGUGAUCUCACACUGGAUCCAAACACAGCAAACCCUCACCUCAAACUGUCUGAAAACAACAGAAAGGUGACAUCUGUGAAAGAUCCUCAGCCGUAUCCUGAUCAUCCAGACAGAUUUGAUAAAUGCUUUCAGGUUCUGUGUAAAGAGAGUCUGACUGGACGCUGUUACUGGGAGGCAGAAUGGAACGGCUCAAGCACUGUUAUAUCAGUGAUGUAUAAAAGUAUUGUCAGGAAAAGAACAUGCCUUACCAGUAUGUUUAAAGCCAAUGCAAAUUCAUGGUGUCUGGAGUUCUCUGCGGAGGGCUUUACUGCCCACCCAAAUAAUAAUUCUACCUCAAUAUCUGCACCUUCACCUCCAUCUAAGAGAGUAGGAGUUUAUCUGGACUGGUCAGCGGGCACUCUGUCCUUCUACAGCGUCUCUGAUAAACAAAAACUCACACACUUGCACACAUUCAACGCAACAUUCACACAACCUCUAUAUGCUGGAUUUAUAUUGUUUGAUUUUAACUCCUCAGUGUCUUUGUCACAGCAAUCUUAUUUAACAAUCUUAGACACCAACAGUCAUUCAUUUAAAACAGACGAAGACGUGUAAACUUAAUGUGUAAAUCUUACAAUUUUUUUAAACCUGUCACAUUUGUGUUUAGAAAAGAAUUAAAAUGCAGUAAAGCAUUAUAAGAAUAAUAUACUCAUUUCAGGGUUUUAGAUAGUUAUUUAGAUAGGUAAAUAGCUUACCUUAGAUUAAAUGCAUUAAUAUAACUUUAGUUAAAAUGGUCCCGCUAUAGUCUUAAGAUGUCAAUAUUUCACUUUUGUGAAGUGUAUGGUGCUGACGUGCAAAUUCUUUAUGUAAACUUGUGCUAUUAUAUAUUUUUUCUUUUUAGGGCCAAUUCAAUGUAAGAUGGAAAUGCAUGUCUAGUUUAAUAUGACACACUGUAUAAAAUGCAUGAUGAAGUUAAAACAACUUGCUUAUGCAGGUCAAAUCAACCUACUAUUUUAGGUUUUGUGACAAGUUGAUUUAACUUAUAAAACUUUAGAAAAAGGUCUAAAUUGUUUAAAUUGAUUUGUUAAGUUAAAGUAACAUAAAUAUAUUUUGAUUUAAUAUACACUGUUAACAAAUCUUAGCAUUUUUGUCAAAUCAAAAGAUAUUUUUAUGUUAUUUAGUUUAACUUAAAAAAAUAAUAAUAGUUUAGACUUGUUUUAUAAGUUAUGUCAACUUUUUUAAGAGAAAACUUAAAAUGGUCAUAAGGUCAUCAAGCUUCACCUUUGUUAUUGUUUUAAAACAAUAAGCGAAAUCUAGUGGUGACAUCCUACAAAUUGUACAAACAAAACUGGCAAACAACUUUGUAUAUGAACAAAUUAAAAAUUAUUAACUACAGUGAUCCAAAUAACAUCAGCUACUUUUGUGUGCCAUAACAUAUAUUACAUAAUUUGAAAGAUAGGAUUACAGACUUUGAAACAUUACCUCCACUGAUAUACCCGGACAUUGUUAACUAUAUUAUAUUUAACUUGUAAACAGUUUAAAUAAAAGCUUUUUUAAGUG
Molecule: messenger RNA, 4472 nt
Organism: Misgurnus anguillicaudatus (oriental weatherfish)
Lineage: Eukaryota; Metazoa; Chordata; Actinopteri; Cypriniformes; Cobitidae
Source: RefSeq, a predicted model, not a curated record